Molecule: messenger RNA, 6803 nt
Organism: Pararge aegeria (speckled wood butterfly)
Lineage: Eukaryota; Metazoa; Arthropoda; Insecta; Lepidoptera; Nymphalidae
Gene: obe
Product: activating signal cointegrator 1 complex subunit 3
Exons: 39
Coding region: 180-6719 (2179 amino acids)
Molecular function (GO): ATP binding; nucleic acid binding; ATP hydrolysis activity
Source: RefSeq, a predicted model, not a curated record
CACAAUGUAAUAAAAUACCUAAACAAAGUUGCAAUUCCAUGGACGAUGGGUUCUAAAACAUAUAAUAGCUAAUUUGUUACAAUAACGUAUAAAAAAAAUAUUGAUUGAAAUAGUUUCCUUAUUUAUUAGGUAGUUUUGUAACACAACAAUUUUAAAACUAAGAAGAAAAGGUAGUUACAAUGUUGGAAUUGCCUCGUAUAACAAGAGCUUUGAGGGCACACACACAACUUGACAAGCCCCGUUGUCUCAAGCCCAGCAACACUGUGAACCUAGUUGUACAGUUUCCAAAUAACAUUCAAAGGUUUAAAACUUUAACAGAUAUCACAGAUUACAUAAAGCUGCAUGAACCAUCAGCUGAUGAUAUACUAAGCCUGUUGGAACAACUGAAAGAGUCUUGCAAGCUCCUCACUGGAGAUGCAUCAAAUGAUAUUAUAGAGGAUGCAGCAGUAUUAACUCUGAGAAUGUUUCUCGAUCAAGAUAUUGUUAUGUUAAAACAUUUAUCGCAGCUCAAACAAAUGUUUGGAAAUGUUGUAUCAUCUACUGCUAAUAAGAUUUGUGUGAUUGUAAUGAAGAUAUCAAGUAUAAUAACAGAGGAUACUAAGGAGUAUAUAAAGACUGAAACAAAAGAGGUAAAACAGAAUGUAAAGCUAUGGGGUGAAAAUAUACAAUGUAACUAUAUUCCAUACAAGCCAGCAAAGAAACCUCUAGCAAAGUUAACCAAAAAACUUGCCAUCGCUAGUACUUUUGUUACAGAUUUCUCUAUGAGAUAUAACAAUCAGACAACAAAUAAAGAAAAGAUUGCUACAACAUCUGCACAACCCUUUUCUAAAUUUAGCAAAGUUUGGUUAGAAACUAAAGUGAAGGAACUUUACGAGAGCUCUACGGGUAUAUCAAGUGCUGAUAUAUUACAAUCUAUAAUAACUUUGCUGAAUUCUUCGAGGACAAAUGAUGAACUACAAAAUGAGCUGUUCGAACUCUUGGGUUUUGAUAAGUUUGAGUUUAUUGAAGAGAUACUGCAACAUCGACAAGAAAUUACCGAUAGUCUUAAAGCACCACCGCAACAACCUUCGAUAGCAGAAAUUGCUGCACUUUUGCCUGAAAACAAAAUGCCUCAGUACUUAUGUCAAGUGUCAGUGCAAUCUGGACAGGAGAAAAUGUUGGCGAAACUCGUGAGAAAAGAAGAGAAAAAGGCCAAAAGCACAAAGAGGUUUGAUGACGACGAACAGGAACCGGAAAUCAAUAUUGCACAGUUGCGUGCUAAAAGAUUAGCAGAGCUUUCAAAACCUGUGGUGCCAUUUUCUACAUCAAAGUCAAAUGUAGAUCCUUUACUACAAAAGAUAUCGUAUUUCCAAACGAAAGUACAAUAUCCAAACGUAUACGAUUCUUCCAUCAAUGCUAAGAACUCUGCUGGUUUUGUAUCCGGUUUGAAACUAAUUUUGCCUGAAAAUGCAGUAAGAAAAGACAAUAAGGAAUACGAAGAAGUGUUAAUACCCAAAAAUGAGCAAGUCGCUUUGGAAGUCGGAAAUAAACGUAUACCAAUUUCUUCUAUGGAUGAGAUUGGUCAAAUGGCAUUCGAAAAUAUAAAAGAACUGAAUCGUAUACAAUCUGUGGUAUUUCAAACAGCCUACAACACUAAUGAGAACCUCCUGAUUUGCGCGCCAACCGGUGCGGGAAAGACGAACAUAGCCUUACUCACCGUCGUACAUCAGAUAAAGCAGCACAUUGAAAACAAUGUCAUAAUGAAGAACAAAUUCAAAAUAAUCUACAUAGCACCCAUGAAAGCACUAGCGUCAGAAAUGACCGCAAGUUUCGGGAAGCGAUUACGAGGUUUGGGUAUUGUCGUGAAAGAAUUAACGGGUGACAUGAAGCUAACGAAGACCGAGAUACAACAAACACAAAUGAUCGUUACGACGCCAGAAAAAUGGGAUAUCGUUACCAGAAAAGGAGCCACGGACACCGAGCUAGCGUCAAUAGUGAAACUGCUCAUAAUAGACGAAGUUCAUUUGUUACACGGGGAUCGAGGUCCGAUAGUUGAGGCCAUAGUUGCUAGAACUUUGCGUCAAGUGGAGUCCACACAGAAUAUGAUACGAAUUGUAGGACUCUCUGCUACCCUACCCAACUAUCUAGAUGUUGCCAGAUUCCUCCGUGUGAAUCCGAACGUCGGGUUGUUUUUCUUCGACUCUCGAUUCCGUCCUGUACCUCUAGAACAGCAGUUCGUUGGUGUCAAAGAAGUUGGUAGUGGCGGAGGUGCACAUCUGAGACAGAUUCAAAUAAUGAACGAAAUAUGUUACGACAAAGCUGUCGAAAUGGUCCAAAAGGGUCAUCAAGUGAUGGUUUUCGUUCACGCACGUAACGCUACGCACCAAACUGCGAUGAUUCUCAAAGAAUUAGCCCAAAAGAAAGGGCACUUGAAGCAUUUUGAGCCGGAAGACACUGGCGCGUUCCUGAAAGCCAAGAAAAGUAUUGGGAGCAGUCCUAAUAAAAUUCUCGGGGAGUUAUUUGCAUUUGGAUUCGCUUGUCAUCACGCUGGCAUGCUGAGAAGCGAUAGGAAUAUGGUUGAAAAAUAUUUCGCUGAAGGCUACAUCAAGGUUCUCGUUUGCACAUCGACAUUAGCGUGGGGUGUGAACCUACCAGCCCAUGCUGUUGUUAUAAGGGGUACAGAAAUAUACGACCAGAGUCACGGCACAUUCGUAGACCUCAGCAUAUUGGAUGUUCUACAAAUCUUCGGCCGUGCGGGUAGACCUCAGUUCGACACGUCUGGUACCGGCAUUAUAAUUACUACACACGAUAAACUCACGCACUACCUGAAGUCCAUGACCAACCAGUUCCCUAUAGAGAGCAACUUCAUCAACCUUUUAGCUGACAAUUUGAACGCUGAAGUCGCCCUUGGGACUGUCACCAAUUUAGACGAGGCAGUAGAAUGGUUGAGCUACACCUACUUAUUCGUGAGAAUGCGUAUUAAUCCACAGGUUUACGGCCUGACAUAUUCCGAUGUACAAGAAGAACCUAUGUUAGAAACAAAAAGGCGCGAAUUGAUCACAAACGCCGCUAUGCAACUCGAUCGCACGCACAUGUUGCGGUACAACGAACGGACAGGCGAUCUUAAUAUUACAGAUUUGGGUAGAACAGCCAGUCAUUAUUACAUCACUAGUGAAACAAUGGAGGUGUUCAACUCUAUGGUCCGUAAAUCUAUGACGCAGGGUUAUAUCCUCGAAAUGCUUACCAGAUGUUCAGAUUUUCAGCAACUUAAGAUAAGAAAAGAAGAACUAACAGAACUGUGGAAUCUCAAAGAUCAAUACGGCGAAUUGAGAAUCGACGAUCCGCCAGAAGACAUCCAUUGGAAAAUAAACAUUCUACUGCAAACGUACCUUUCAAGAGGAAGAGUUAACGCUUCGUCAUUGCAAUCUGAUUUGAAUUAUAUAAGUCAGAACGCUGUCCGAAUAGUGCGUGCGUUGUUCGAGAUAACUCUGCGCAAGAACAACGCGUACAUGGCGGGACUGUAUCUGAAAAUGGCUAAAAUGAUGGAACUGCAGUUAUGGGACUUCUACAGUGACAUGAGACAGUUCAACUGUAUCCCUAUAGAGGUGCUGAAGCAUAUUGAGUACCCUAUGCUGAAAUUUGACCAGAUAAGGGACAUGGAUUGGAAAGAAAUAGGCGAUCUCAUCCGAAACCCCAAGGCAGCCAGACACAUAAAGAAAUGUGCGGAUGAAUUCCCUUUGUUAGAAAUGCAGGCCAGCUUGCAUCCUAUAACUAGGACCGUAUUACGUAUACGACUGACUAUCACUCCGAAUUUCAAAUGGAACGAUAAAUACCAUGGAAAAGCGCCUGAGGCGUUCUGGAUUUGGGUGGAAGAUCCAGAAUCAGACAUUAUGUAUUACCAUGAAUAUUUCCUCAUAACCAAAAAACAGGUCAUAACUAGAGAACCUCAAGAGCUUAUUAUAACAAUACCAAUAUCUGAACCCUUACCGCCUCAGUAUUACGUGAGGGCAACAUCUGAAAGGUGGUUAGGUUCUGAAAGUGUCUUAGCAUUAACAUUCCAGCAUCUCAUACUGCCUGAAACACAUCCUCCGCAUACUGAUCUACUGGAACUUCAACCGUUACCAGUUACAGCACUCAACAACACCUCCUACGAAAUGCUGUACAACUUCAGCCAUUUCAACCCAAUCCAAACGCAGAUAUUCCACUGUUUGUACCACACGGACAAUAACGUGUUAUUAGGGGCACCGACAGGUUCCGGAAAGACCAUUGUGGCUGAAGUGGCAAUGUUUAGAGUCUUCAAUCAGUAUCCGAAUUGCAAGGUAGUCUACAUUGCACCUCUAAAAGCACUGGUGAAAGAAAGAAUUAAGGAUUGGAAAGUGAGACUACAAGAAAAACUCGGCAAGAAUGUUGUGGAAUUGACAGGUGACGUAUCCCCGGAUAUAAGAGCCAUCCGCAAUUCCCAAGUGAUUGUGACAACUCCCGAAAAAUGGGACGGUAUAAGUCGAUCGUGGCAGACCAGAAACUAUGUCAGAGACGUAGCUCUAAUCGUUAUCGACGAAAUACAUCUCUUGGGAGAAGACAGAGGACCUGUUUUGGAGGUUAUUGUAUCCAGGACAAACUUCAUCGAGUCGCAUACUUCAAGACGUUUGCGUAUAAUCGGAUUGUCGACGGCGCUGGCCAACGCAAAAGAUCUCGCCAACUGGCUCAACAUAGGAGAGAUGGGACUUUAUAACUUCAGACCGUCUGUUCGGCCCGUGCCGUUAGAGGUACACAUAUCGGGACACCCAGGGCGCCAUUACUGUCCGCGCAUGAUGUCAAUGAACAAGCCAACCUUCCAAGCCAUUCGCACUCAUUCGCCGUCCGCUCCUGCGCUUGUUUUCGUCUCCUCUAGACGACAAACUAGGUUAACAGCCCUAGACUUGAUCGCAUAUCUGGCAGCCGAAGAUAACCCUAAACAAUGGUUGCACAUGAAAGAGUCGGAAAUGGAACAAAUCCUAUCGAACAUCAAAGAGUCAAACCUCAAACUUACAUUGGCGUUUGGCAUCGGAAUCCACCACGCGGGACUACAUGAAAAAGAUCGUACAACCGUCGAAGAACUGUUCAUAAAUCAGAAGAUACAGGUUCUUAUCUGCACCGCAACACUAGCGUGGGGCGUGAACUUCCCCGCUCACUUGGUGGUGAUCAAAGGCACGGAAUAUUUCGACGGGAAGCAAAAGAGAUACGUUGAUAUGCCCAUCACUGAUGUAUUACAAAUGAUGGGACGUGCAGGGAGACCGCAAUACGACAACGAAGGAGUAGCCGUUGUUUUGGUGCACGAUCAAAAGAAGAACUUCUACAAGAAGUUCCUAUACGAACCAUUCCCGGUAGAGUCCAGUUUGCUUGAAGUGCUCGCGGACCAUUUGAAUGCAGAAAUUGUUGCGGGCACUGUACAGACAAAACAAGACAUUCUAGAUUACCUGACCUGGACGUAUUUCUUCCGGCGGCUAUUGAAGAACCCAUCUUACUACAAACUGGAGAGUAUAGAACCUCAGGAGAUAAACUACUAUCUGUCCAAUUUGGUGCAAUCUUCACUUUACUCAUUGACUAAUGCAAAUUGUGUGGAAGUUGAAGAGGACCAACGUACAAUCCAUUGCACAUGGAUGGGUAGAAUUGCUUCCUAUUAUUAUCUGUCGCACAAAACAAUGGCGCAUUUCAACGCUAAUCUACAAAGCAACCUUCCUUUUGACAACCUACUGAGGAUUUUGGCCGAUUCUGAAGAGUACGCUACACUACCUGUGCGACAUAACGAAGAUAUCCUAAAUGGAGAGCUUUCGAAACAAUGUCGGCUGCCUGUGGACUCACUGACACUCGACUCGUCCAAUGUCAAAGCGUUCCUACUUCUGCAGGCACAUUUGUCACGCCUACAGCUGCCCAACACUGACUACCUCACUGAUACCAAAUCUGUGUUAGAUCAGACUAUUAGGAUCACUCAGGCGAUGAUAGACGCAUCAGCGGAAAAUGGCUGGCUUACCGUAUGCCUCACCUGUCAGAUGUUAAUGCAAAGUAUCAUACAAGCGCGAUGGCCGACAGACUCGCCACUGACAACUCUACCGUAUCUCGAGUCACAGCAUUUAUACUUAUUUACCAACAUGACGAGAGACACGAAGAAGCCUUGCACUGUCUUGAACGGACUGAAAGUCACGUGCAUGAGGAGCUAUGAACUCCUAGCCAGAUAUAUGAGACGCGAGUUCGACGAGAAUCAGAUCGGAGAGAUACAUCGGGCAAUAUGCGAUCUACCCACAUUGGACUUGACUUUCCACAUCCGAGGGCUUUGGUUCGAGAGCGACUGCGAACAAGACAAAAGGGUCAAGCAACCACAAACUAGGGAAGACUGGUUGCCGUUACACGCGGAUCAGGAAUACACAAUCGUGGUCGACAUCGCCCGGCGUGGGGGCAACGCAAACAACGUCCUCUGUCCGCGAUUCCCCCGAAACAAGAACGAAGGCUGGUUCCUCACUCUCGGCUCCACUGAGUACGGGGAACUGCACGCGUUGAAACGAGUUCCCCCUAAAGGGACCACGCAUCUCACUUUCUACACACCUUCGAUACGAGGUCGUAUAAUAUACACGCUUUACAUAAUGAGCGACAGCUACAUGGGUUUGGAUCAGCAAUACGACUUCCAGUUCGAGCUCAUGGACCCACUGCCACCGGAAACCGUUGAGAAAGUGUACGACACUGCUAAUAAAGUUAUCAUCGAAUGAUAAUGCUACAAGCACUAUAAGAUAAAUGUUACUAGCUUUUAUGUAUAACAUAUUUAAAAGUAAAUUAUUUUUUUCAAAUUGUUA